Molecule: messenger RNA, 1387 nt
Organism: Gigantopelta aegis
Lineage: Eukaryota; Metazoa; Mollusca; Gastropoda; Neomphalida; Peltospiridae
Exons: 10
Coding region: 146-1333 (395 amino acids)
Source: RefSeq, a predicted model, not a curated record
GGCAAGCUACCAACGCGCUACUCAAGGCUGGUCAAGACCAACAUUGGGAAUGUCCGCCGGCUCCUCUGUGAACCGGGCCCGGAGUCUUACGAACCUCUGCCACUAACGGAAGGAGAGUUUUCGGUGCGGAGGAUUACGAUGAAAGAUGGGAUCUGCCUUACUGUCCGCCGGAAGGGACUUUUCCACCAAGGGAUACUUCUCGACGAAAUGGACAACCCGACCAUCCACCGCGUCAUUAAGACCGUUGCCGGGGAAGAUUACUGUCCAAUCACCGAGAACAUCGCCAAGUCCAUAUACCGGCAAGCCCCCCACCAUCUGGAUUCGUCCCUCUUCAUCGGCUCUCCUUGACGACAUCCCCGCUACCAACCUCCUUUGCCUCCGUUCAUACAAUGUGGACUCGUCUGCCGUCUCCGUGUCUGGAAUUUCGUCGGGCGGCGCCAUGGCGGCACAGUAUCACGUAGCACACUCACGUGACAUCAUGGGUGUGGGAAUAAUAGCCGGUGCAAUGUGGGGAGCUGGAGGUGGAAACUUGGCCACAUCUACAAGUGUGAUGUUUUCACCAAACCUAAUCAGCCUGAGUCUACUGGAGUGGCAAGCGGCUACAGCAGCAAUGCUGGGAAACAUCGACUCCACCUACCACAUGAAGAGUGAUAGGGUCUAUGUCUUUGAUGGUAGCCUGGAUGUGAUAGUGAACCCAGCCAUGGGACGCCAGAUUGAGACAUUUUACAAACAUUACGUUCGCAGCACAAGCCAGAUCAAGAUGGUCCUUUACAACAACGCUCAGCAUUCAAUGCCCACGCGGAACUAUGGCGGCCCCUGUAACAAACUUAACAUACCCACAUACCUCAACAACUGCGGCUACGACGCGGCCUACGAGCUAUUGAACCACAUCUACGGAGGCGGCCUACGAAAACCAGAUACCAACACACGUGCUGGGGGACAUCUGGCCAAGUUUGACCAGUCGGAGUUCUUCACCGCGUCCCCGAUAACGUACAGUAUGGACACAGUGGGUUACGUAUACAUCCCGACUGGAUGCGCAGAUCGUCAAACACGAUGCAAACUUCAUGUUGCUUUCCAUGGAUGCGCUAUGGGGCAAUCGGCAAUUGAUGACGUCUACGUGCGACACGGCGGCUACAACGAGGUGGCCGAACUCAACAACAUCAUUAUCCUCUACCCCCAGGUGGUAGCGGCGCCGCCACUCAACGUCAACGGUUGCUGGGAUUGGUUUGGCUACACCGGCAUCUAUUAUGCGACGAACAAGGGGUUCCAAAUUGAAGGCGUGAGGCGUAUGAUUGCCAGGGUCAUUGGUUCCGGAAAUCAUCUGAUUGGCUAAUCACAGACGGGUAUAAGUGAUUUGAAUUAAAAAUAAAAUCGACUUUAACUGUUA